Malania oleifera is the source of this 4770-nucleotide messenger RNA. RefSeq lists its product as uncharacterized. The record is from RefSeq and is a predicted model, not a curated record. Gene Ontology annotation, cellular component: endomembrane system; membrane. The transcript is spliced from 8 exons. Gene Ontology annotation, molecular function: antiporter activity. NCBI's taxonomy places the organism in Eukaryota, Viridiplantae, Streptophyta, Magnoliopsida, Santalales, Ximeniaceae. Bases 1 to 4770 code for a protein of 1589 amino acids. Gene Ontology annotation, biological process: proton transmembrane transport; regulation of pH.
AUGCAGGGGUUUGACGUAAUUUUGGGGAUGAAUUGGUUAGCUGCUAACUAUGCCAGUAUCGACUGCCAUAAGAAAGAAGUAGUAUUCAAAUCUCCAGGAGAGCAGGAGUAUCGAUUUGUGGGGACAUGUGUGCGCACCCCACCACAGAUAUUAUCAACUGUUCAGGUGAGGAGGUUGCUAUUGGAGGGAUGCCAGGGGUACUUGGCCUGUGUAAAGGAAUCAUUGGAAGGGGAAUCCAGAUUGGAAUAUAUUUCGAUAGUGAAAGAUUUUCCUAAUGUGUUUUUGGAGGAUUUGUCGGGACUCCCUCUUGAUCGUAAGGUCGAGUUUGCUAUCGAACUAUCCAUAGAAACAACGCCAAUUUCUAAAGCGCCAUAUAGAAUGGUUCCGAUGGAAUUGAAAGAGUUGAAAGAGCAGAUACAGGAGUUGCUGGACAAAGGUUUCCACCAGGCUGGUGUAAUCCUAGGGCCCUCAGUUAUAGCAAGGAACAGCACCUACACAAACAACAUAUUCCCCCCAGGAGGCACGGUUGCGCUGGAAACUUUCGCGAACUUCGGGUUCAUGAUCCACGCAUUUGUGCUAGGGGUGCAGUUCGAUGCAACCAUGUUGAGGAGCAUAGGAAGAAGGGCUGCAGCCAUAGGUCUCUGCGGCAAUGUACUUCCUCUAGCGCUUGGUUUUAUGGCCUUGAAGGGCGUACAACUAGACGAGGCCCAGUUUUUUGGGUUUGAGAUGAUGGUGAUAAGGAAUUCUGUCACUUACUUCGUUGUCACUGCCAGUGUACUCACCGAUCUCGACAUUCUCAACUCGGAGGUUGGCUGCUUGGCCACCUUUGUUGCUUGCAUCAGUGAUGCGAGUAGUUGGAUCGUGGUUGAACUACUUCCCAAAAUAGUUACUGCAAUUAUGACAUCCUCAGCGACACCGUUUCUGCCAAGUCUGCUCUUGGUAGGAUACUAUGGUCUUGUGUACUUCGCUCUUCGGCCUCUGGUUAUGUGGAUCGUAAGGAGCACUCCUGAAGGAAAACCCAUGAAGGGGAGUCAUUUUCUUGCAAUUCUUAUGCUGCUGUUAAUGGUAGGGAACUCUGGGGACGUCAUUGGGCAACACUGUGCAUUAACAGCUUUUGCCUUCGGCUUGUUUUUACCCUCCACGCCACCGCUGACCUCGACUUUGGUGGAGAAGCUUAACAUCAUUGCUUCCGGGGUGCUGCUUCCCGUUUUCUGUGCCAGCACUGGGGCUAGGGUUGAUGUUUUUUCUGCACUGGGAGGAGGGAAGUGGGUGUUCACAGAGAUUGCCAUUCUUAUGGCAUACGUGGGAAAGUUCAUAGGCACUAUUGUGCCGUCCCUUUACUUUGAAGUUCCAUUCAAGGAUGCUCUUUCUCUGGCUUUGAUCAUGUGCUGCAAAGGCAUUGUGGAGAUUGCUUUCUAUAGCGCCUUCUUGGAUAAUGAGCUUGUAAACCAAGAAACGUAUGCCCUCUUAGUGAUCAGCAUGGUGAUAAUAACUUGGAUAUGCAGACCCAUCGUGCGUUACCUCUAUGAUCCUUCAGUCAAAUACGUGGUUCAAAAGGGACUGAAUAGGAUUAUCUACCGUGCAACAACAGAUCUCCGGUUACUGGUUUGCAUUCACAGUGAGGAAAACGUAUCCCCCAUCAUCCAGUUCCUUGAAACCUCCAACCCAACAAGAAUCAGCCCCAUUUCCAUCUUCACCCUCCAGCUAACAGACCUUGAAGGUAGAGCGGCAGCCGUUCUCGCACCAGUUCACCAUAAAAGCAAGCCUACCUCGCAACUCACCCGCCCCGAGCGCAUCGCCAAUGCCUUCAACAACUUCGAGCAGAGCAACCAUGGUAGCAUCACGUUGCAGCACUUCAUUGCAGUCGCACCAUAUGCAAGCAUGCAUGACGACAUAUGCACCCUCGCACUCGACAAGAGAACAAGCAUUGUGAUCGUCCCUUUCCACAAGCGCUGGGCCAUUGAUGGGGAUGUGGAAGCUACCUUCCCCUCUAUUAGGAUUGUGAACAAAAACGUCAUCGGCAAGGCUCCUUGCUCUGUUGGAAUCCUCAUCGAUCGAAGCCAGAUAGUGGGGAAACGGCCGGCUUUGGCAGCCCCAUCAUUGUACCGCAUCGCCAUGAUCUUCCUUGGUGGUGCUGAUGAUUGGGAGGCGCUGGAAUAUAGCCGACGCAUGGCUGGACAUCCCGGUGUUAGCCUUACUGUGGUUUGGAUUAAAUCGUGCUUUUUUUAUGAAAUGACGGAUACCAUUGACAGUAAACUGAUGUAUGACUCAAGGGCUACUGCAACAGGCAGGGAGAAAAUUGUUUACAGGGAAGAGAUUGUGACAAAUGGGGUUGGAACAACGCAGGUCAUUCGAUCCAUGGAGUCAGCUUAUGAUCUAUUCAUAGUGGGAAGACGACAUGAUACAGAGUCUCCAGCUACACAAGGCCUAACAGAGUGGGGUGACUGCCCUGAGCUGGGGCUAAUUGGAGACAUGUUAACCGCAUCGGAGUUUCAUUUUUCAGUAUUGAAAAUAAAUGAAAAUGGGGGAUUCCGGAAGCCAUAUUAUGAGGGCGGCCGGAAAGGUGAAAGUUUCCACCAGGCUGGUGUAAUCGUAGGGCCCUUAGUUGUGGCAAGGAACAGCACCUACACAAACAACAUGUUCCCCCCGGGAGGCACGGUUGCGCUGGAAACUUUCGCGAACUUCGGGUUCAUGAUCCACGCAUUUGUGCUAGGGGUGCAGUUCGAUGCAACCAUGUUGAGGAGCAUAGGAAGAAGGGCUGUAGCCAUAGGUCUCUGCGGCAAUGUACUUCCUCUAGCGCUUGGUUUUCUGGCCUUGAAGGGAAUAAAAGUAGACGAGGCCCUGUUUUUGGGGUUUGAGAUGAUGGUGAUAAGGAAUUCUGUCACUUAUUUCGUUGUCACCGCCAGUGUACUCAUCGAUCUCGACAUUCUCAACUCGGAGGUUGGCUGCUUGGCCACCUUUGUCGCUUGCAUCAGUGAUGCGAGUAGUUGGAUCGUGGUUGAACUACUUCCCAAAAUAGUCACUGCAAUUAUGACAUCCUCAGCGACACCGUUUCUGCCGAGUCUGCUCUUGGUAGGAUACUAUGGUCUUGUGUACUUCGCUCUUCGGCCUCUGGUUAUGUGGAUCGUAAGGAGCACUCCUGAAGGAAAACCCAUGAAGGGAAGUCAUUUUCUUGCAAUUCUUACGCUGCUGUUAAUGGUAGGGUACUCUGGGGACGUCAUUGGGCAACACUGUGCAUUCACAGCUUUUGCCUUCGGCUUGUUUUUACCCUCCACGCCACCGCUGACCUCGACUUUGGUGGAGAAGCUUAACAUCAUUGCUUCCGGGGUGCUGCUUCCCGUUUUUUGUGCCAGCACUGGGGCUAGGGUUGAUGUCUUUUCUGCACUGGGAGGAGGGAAGUGGGUGUUCACAGAGAUUGCCAUUCUUAUGGGAUACGUGGGAAAGUUCAUAGGCACUAUUGUGCCGUCCCUUUACUUUGAAGUUCCAUUCAAGGAUGCUCUUUCUCUGGCUUUGAUCAUGUGCUGCAAAGGCAUUGUGGAGAUUGCUUUCUAUAGCGCCUUCUUGGAUAAUGAGUUUAUUGUGAAACUAAACACUGAUCAUAGACUAACAAAGGAAGUUCUGGGUGCAAAGAUUCUUGGGAAAUACUUUUUCGAUUAUCUACAGCUUGUAAACCAAGAAACGUAUGCCCUCUUAGUGAUCAGUAUGGUGAUAAUAACUUGGAUAUGCAGACCCAUCGUGCAUUACCUCUAUGAUCCUUCAGCCAAAUACAUGGUUCAAAAGGGACUGAAUAGGCCACCCUAUCGUGCAACAACAGAUCUCCGGUUACUAGUUUGCAUUCACAGUGAGGAAAACGUAUCCCCCAUCAUCCACAUCCUUGAAACCUCCAACCCAACAAGAACCAGCCCCAUUUCCAUCCUCACCCUCCAGCUAACAGACCUUGAUGGUAGGGCGGCAGCCGUUGUCUUACCAGUCCACCAUAAAAACAAGCCUACCUCCCAACUCACCCGCCCCGAGCGCAUCGCCAAUGCCUUCAACAACUUCGAGAAGAGCAGCCAUGGUUGCAUCACGUUGCAGCACUUCAUUGCAGUCGCGCCAUAUGCGAGCAUGCACGACGACAUAUGCACCCUCGCACUCGACAAGAGAACAAACAUCGUGAUCGUCCCCUUCCACAAGCGCUGGGCCAUUGACGGGACUGUGGAAGCUACCUUCCCCUCUAUUAGGAUUGUGAACAAAAACGUCAUCGGCAAGGCUCCUUGCUCUGUUGGAAUUCUCAUCGAUCGGAGCCAGAUAGAAGGGAAACGGCCUGCUUUGGCAGGCCCAUCAUUGUACCGCAUCGCCAUGAUCUUCCUUGGUGGUGCUGAUGAUCAGGACGCGUUGGAAUAUAGCCGACGCAUGGCUGGACAUCCCGGUGUUAGCCUAACUGUGGUUUGGAUUAAAUCAUGCUUUUUUGAUGAAAUGACGGAUACCAUUGACAGUAAACUGAUGUAUGACUUAAGGGCUAAUGCAACAGGCAGGGAGAAGAUUGUUUACAAGGAAGAGAUUGUGACAGAUGGGGUUGGAACAACGCAGGUCAUUCGAUCCAUGGAGUCUGCUUACGAUCUAUUCAUAGUGGGAAGACGACAUGAUACAGAGUCUCCAGCUACACAGGGCCUAACAGAGUGGGGUGACUGCCCUGAACUGGGGCUAAUUGGAGACAUGUUAACUGCGUCGGAGUUUCAAUUUUCAGUACUGGUUUUGGUUUUGGUGUGCUUUUUCGCUGCUAUGUGGUAG